Molecule: messenger RNA, 904 nt
Organism: Scomber scombrus (Atlantic mackerel)
Lineage: Eukaryota; Metazoa; Chordata; Actinopteri; Scombriformes; Scombridae
Source: RefSeq, a predicted model, not a curated record
GAGCUGCUGGUGCAGCUGUAAAGUAUCCAGGUUCAGUUUGUGCUGUCAGAGGAUCGACUGUCAUCCUUCCCUGCACCUUCACACCAGUGAAGUCUUUCACUCAGGAUGGUAGAGAAGUUCCACUGAAGAUCAUCAGAGUCCGCUGGUGUGUGAACCAUCUUAUUUGUCAUGAAACCACCCCGUCUGUGUAUGACAGCUCGUCACCUACAGCCAACCCUCGUUAUAAAUACCUGGGAGACAUGACUGGAAACUGCACUUUACAGAUCAGUGAUAUUCAGAUGAUUGACAGCAAAACCUUCCGCUUCAGGAUGGAAGCUGACGCCAGAGCAGGACAUUACACUGAGCAGUCAGGAGUGAACAUCACAGUCACUGAACCUGUUCAAAUGAGGAUUCAGAGCUCCAGAGCUGCUGGAGAGCUGAGUCAGAACCAACACGUCACUCUGAGCUGCAGCACAUCAGUCUGCAGCUUCCACCAGCUGGAGGUCUCCUGGUUCAAAGAUGGAAACGCCCUCCCACAGUCUGGACCCGCCCUCCAGCUCGGCCCACUGACCGCAAAGGAUUCUGGGAACUACACCUGUGCUCUGAAAGCCAAUCAGAGAACAACGUCCCUGCCGUUCACUGUGCAUGUGGAGGAGGAGGAGGAGGAGGAGGAAGGAAGUAACAUGCCUCUCAUCGUGGGCGUGGUGUUUGGCUUCCUGCUGCUUCUGUUCACUCUCAUACUGUUCCUCAUCAGAAGGUCAGCAGCAGGUAAACAGCAGACAGCUGUGGGAGGUGAGACGGGUCUAAAGCCUGACGUCAUCUACAGCAGCACCCGGCCGUCUGCUGAGCAACAACAGGAAGUAGAACCAGAAGCAGAGGAAGUCAGUUACGCCUCGGUCCAGUUCAGACACCCCAACCCAGCCAG